UUUACGCGCGGAUUGAAAGAGAAAGAUAGAAGGAUAGAAGUCAGUUGCGAUGAAAACAAAGUGGCAUCUCUUUGUUUUGUGGAGUGUUUUAUCACUUGGCAUCCUUAGAGCUGCAGCAGACACGUAUGAAUAUCCAUUCAGAAGAAGGAAAAGGGUUUUCAAACUGGGCACUCCAAAAUCUAAACCAAUAGAUCUGUUAACAUUAGAAGGCAGAGAGUCCAGUCUGAGCUUACCUGCCAGCACAGCUCCGAUUCCUCAACUCGGGUCACAUCUGCCUUCAAAGCCAGUAACACCUCGAUCUAUGCGUCAGGACGCAAACAUCCAGUCGGACUUCGCUUUUCUCCCAGACGUCUCGGUAACCUGCUCCACGUCGGACUUAGUAGUUCGGGUUAAACCAGCUUUCUACGGCCUAGGCGCAGACGCAGACGAGCUGAAAUUAGGCAGCAGCUGCACAAGCAACGGGCUCCUCAGACCGUACGGUGACCUGCUCUUCACGUAUCCACUGACAGCGUGUGAUGGAGUGCGUGAGCUGCCACACGGUUACCUGGUCUACAAAUUUGAGCUCCAUUAUGAGCCUUCGUCAAGGCGUUUUCCGAGCAGAGCGCACCCGAUCAAAGUCGAGAUUGAGUGCCGUUAUCCAAGGGACCAUCAUGUACACCAGCUGGCUGUACAGCCCACCUGGCAAACCUAUGUUAUGCGUAAAAGGCUGAAAGGACGUCCGACUGAUUUCCAGAUCAAGUUAAUGGAUGAUUUAUGGAGCAAACCAGCCAAGUCCCACGUUUACCAGAUUGGGCAAACUGUAAAUUUCCAAGUUUCUGCUCCUUACCUCCCUGUUGGAGGAAAACUGUACAUCAAUAGCUGCUAUGCAGCACCAUCCAGUGACUCCAAAUCAUCCCUCCAAUACGCCAUCAUAGACAACUAUGGCUGUAUGAUGGACAGCAGGCGAGACCCAGGGGCCUCUCAGUUCAUUUCUCGGACAAACAAAAGCCUGAGGUUGUCCUUAAAGGCCUUCCAGUUUACCGUUGACCCUGACACUGAGGUCAACAUCCACUGCAAAUUAUUCGUGACAUCAGAGGACCCAGGUCCUACACACAAAUCCUGCACCUACAGAGGCAACAGGUGGAAGGCUCUCACUGGCGAUGACUCCAUAUGUGACUGCUGUGAGUCACAAUGUGUGAUCUCUAAACGUCGGAGAGCCAUGAUGGAAGGCUCUGCCAGAAGUGGGCCGUUGUUGGUUUCAGAUCAGCCGUACACACCAGAAGAAGGCUUUCUACCAGUCAGAUCCUCUACCUUUAGCAAGGGAAAAGAAGACGAGACCGCAGAAAAACAUGACAUCGAUGAGCUGCACAGUCACGAAAAGCUCUGGGAAAGUGAGGAUGUGGUAAAGAAUGAUGAUAGUUUAGCUGAGGAGGAGCAGCAGCUUGAAGAAAGAGGAAUUACCCACGGAGAGAUGAAAGAACCUGAUUUAGAUGAGUUAAGUUUUAGGGAGAGGGUUUUGGACAAGUGGAGUGAAUCUGAAUUAAGGAGCUUAAAUGAGUUUGAGCAGGAUGGAUCAGGAUAUGAAGAAAAAAAUCUUUCAGAGAGCAAGGUGAAGGAGAGAUUUAGGGGGAAAGGUGAGAUUUCUGACAUGGAUCAAAUGAUCCAUCGGAGUCGGAAGGAAGGUGAAGGGCUUCAUCGCUGGGUGCAGGUGGAGGAGAUGUUACCAUCAGAAGUCAACUUACAGAGAAAGGUUAAGCCACCUAACUCUAAAGAUGGGGUAGAAAACAGGACAUAUACAGGCAGAGGUGAAGAGGGUGAGAGGAUGAUAGCUUCAGAGGUGCAGAGGAAGAAUGACAGCAGCCUGGCAGAUGUGGAUGAUGGGGAGAUGACUUGGUAUUUCACAUGGAGGUAGUGUUUCAUCAGUGAAUGGAGUACUCUGCUCUAACUCUUCAUAACAAAAAUCUUUGAUUCAUUUCAAUAAAAGUAGAUAUGAA
Amphiprion ocellaris (clown anemonefish) is the source of this 1973-nucleotide messenger RNA. RefSeq lists its product as uncharacterized. The transcript is spliced from 8 exons. Bases 50 to 1891 code for a protein of 613 amino acids. Gene Ontology annotation, cellular component: extracellular matrix. Gene Ontology annotation, molecular function: acrosin binding. Lineage: Eukaryota; Metazoa; Chordata; Actinopteri; Pomacentridae. Gene Ontology annotation, biological process: egg coat formation; positive regulation of acrosome reaction; binding of sperm to zona pellucida. The record is from RefSeq and is a predicted model, not a curated record.